Molecule: messenger RNA, 4976 nt
Organism: Oncorhynchus mykiss (rainbow trout)
Lineage: Eukaryota; Metazoa; Chordata; Actinopteri; Salmoniformes; Salmonidae
Source: RefSeq, a predicted model, not a curated record
UGUUGAUUAGUGUGCCCACGUAGAACUAAAUGGUGAUUGGACUCUUCACCGCUCAAUCGUCAAAAUGCCGGUAUUGGGGGUGGUGUUUCAGAAGAAUCCUGCAGCUGUCUGCAAGAUGGCGGAACGGGGAAGGGAUCUGUCUGGCCUCGUUAAAAGAAUAAAAUAAUUUAGGUUAGCUAGCUAAGGGAAGAACAUUUUGUAAAUGAAAUAUAGCUCUGACGGAGGAUUUGCCAGUGGAGGAGUCGCAGUGCCUAGAACCCGAGUAAUAUAAGCUGAAUGCAUUGUGAUUUCCAGUAAUUGAGACAGUGAUUCUAAAAAGCUGUCUACAUUAAUGAAAAGAACAAUGUAGUCAGCUUAGCAUAUUCAACACUGGUACAUGAUCAACACAGGGAAGUUGUUUUGUUCGAAAUCUUGUGCAAUGUGCUUCUGCAUGCAUUUUAGCUAAAUACUUAUAAGAACAGGUUGAAAAAACAGUCAGGGUGACCCAUAGAGAAUUUGUUGUAUUUAGUGAUUCAUAAGACAGUCAACAUGGAGAUAGAUGACAUAUUACCCCCAUUGCCUUUGGAGCCACCUGAUGAUUUAAACUCAGAGGGCCUUAAUGGUAAAGCGCAGCCUCCACCACCUCCCCUGCAAACGUCCAGUGACGCAGAGGAAAUGGACGUUAGCUCUGGUGGUGAUGGACAGACACACACCCCAGCAGGGGACCAGGGCCUGGGGCUCCUCGCCAAGGGCUCCAUAACCUUCAGUAAUAACCUGUCAGAUGAGGUCGAACCCAGCUCACUGUGCCCUAGAACAGCCCGCCAUGCACCCCCUGUCAGCAAGUUCCUACCAGAGCUUAAGUUACUACAAGACAUUAAGAUCAGUGUCAGCGUUGUAGAUAGCAGCAGGAGCAAAGAUAGGAAGGUGCUGUACACAGGGAUCGGUCAGGAGGGUGGUGGUGUAGGGGAGACCAGCUCAGAGGGCCUUAAUGGUGAGUUGUAUGAUGCCAAUACAGAGCUAGGAGCUGUUGAGGGUGGCUCAGGACUGGGGAACGGGAUGGUCUGUGGCAGUGCAGGGAGGAGAGGGGAAGAGGCAGACCUGGAGAACAAAGUGGAAUUUGCGGUCUUGGACGAGCUGGAGGACUUCAGUCAGGACUUCCUGGAUACGGAGAAUGUGGAGCAGGGGGGUUUCAGGUCUGAGGAAAUGGUUCAACCGGAGAAUGCUGACGAGGAGAACCUGAAUUACUCAUAUGAGGAGGACUUCGACAAUGAUGUAGACGCUCUGCUGGAGGAGGGCAUGCCCGUGCCCAAAAAGAUGCGCCUGGCGGAGGGGGCUGCUGAGUAUGCAGGGGACAGUGACCACGCGUCGGACGGGGAGGGAGGCGUUCAGCCCAUGAUGACCAAAAUUAAAACAGUCCUGAAGAGUCGUGGGCGUCCACCCACUGAGCCACUACCUGAUGGAUGGAUCAUGACAUUCCAUAACUCUGGCAUUCCAGUCUACCUGCACAGAGAGACCAGAGUAGUGACCUGGUCCAGACCUUACUUCCUGGGGACCGGGAGCAUCAGGAAACACGACCCUCCCACCAGUAGCAUCCCCUGCUUGCACUAUAGGAAGAUGAAGGAUCAUGAGGAAAGGCAACAGAACGGAGAGGUGACACCCAACGCUGAGGUGUCUCCAGUGAAGCCUGGGGAAGAGGCAGACUCCCUGGAGAGACCAGACGAGCCUGACUCCACAGCCCAGGAGGACCCUACCACUGUGGCCCUUGGUCUGACCCUGGGGGAUGGAGAGGUGGAGUUGGAGACAGGCCUGGUCAUAGAAGGAACCAUAGAAAGGUGUCCUGUCCCGCACGGCAAGAUGGCCCAGGGGGCUCUGGGACAGGUCAGGGCCAAGGUGGAGGUGUGUAAAGAUGAAUCCAUAGAAAUUGAGGAGUUCCGCAGCUACCUGGAGAAGUGCUUUGACUUUGAACAAGUGACUGUGAAGAAGUUCCGUACCUGGGCAGAGCGCAGGCAGUUCAACAGGGACAUGAAGAGGAAGCAGGCUGAGUCCGAGAGACCCAUUCUGCCUGCCAACCAGAAGCUCAUCACUCUGUCUGUAUCAGAUACCCCCACCAAGAAAGAGUUUGUCAUUAAUCCAAAUGGGAAGUCUGAAGUUUGCAUCCUACAUGAAUAUAUGCAACGUGUCCUGAAGGUCCGACCUGUUUACAACUUUUUUGAAUGUGAGAACCCAAGUGAACCCUUUGGCGCCUCCGUCAUUAUAGACGGAGUGACAUAUGGCACAGGAACUGCAAGCAGUAAAAAACUUGCCAAGAAUAAAGCUGCUCGAGCCACACUGGAGAUCCUCAUCCCUGACUUUGUAAAGCAGACAUCUGAGGAGAAGCUUGUAGAAGGGGAUGAACUGGAGGUAUCAGCCUGCCAAUCAUUGUAUUUUAAUCAUAUCAGUAUUGAAGAUUCUAGGGUGUACGAACUGACCAAUAAAGCAGGCUUACUCUCGCCAUAUCAGAUUCUACACGAGUGCCUUAAGAGAAACCAUGGAAUGGGUGACACCAGCAUCAAGUUUGAGGUGAUCCCAGGGAAGAACCAGAAGAGUGAAUAUGUGAUGACGUGUGGAAAGCACACUGUGCGUGGAUGGUGCAAGAAUAAGCGUGUGGGGAAGCAGCUGGCGUCGCAGAAGAUCCUACAGAUGCUGCACCCCCACGUAAAGAACUGGGGGUCACUGCUCCGCAUGUACGGCAGAGAGAGCAGUAAGAUGGUGAAGAAGGAAAAUUCAGACAAGAGUGUGAUUGAACUUCAACAGUAUGCCAAAAAGAACAGGCCAAAUCUUCACAUCCUGAACAAACUGCAAGAAGAGAUGAAGAAACUGGCUAAAGAGAGGGCGGAAACCAGGAAGAAGCCCAAGAUGACCAUAAUGGAGUCGGCCCAGCCUGGCAGUCAGCCGCUCUGUACUGUUGACGUCUAGGAACUAUCACUGCAACCAACCUAACAUGGCACUGACCAAUGGUAGCCAUAGUCACUGUCAGAUAAAAAGUCGCGCCACCAAUCUAUCAUCCAAUUAUGCAUCAUUGUGUAAGGGCAAUACAACACAUUUAUACUAUAAAGGUGGUCAUCUUAGCACUGUUUCUCCAAGCUGUUUGUUAUUUGACCCCCCCCCCCCCCCCGUUCAUUGUUAGUGGCUUGGGUAAGAAUAGUACAAAUGCACUAACUGACAGUAGAGUGAGCACCAUCUACCUCUUGAUGCAAUCUCUACGCAGCAGCGCUUCUAUAAAUUGAACCACAGGGGUGCAGACAGACCGGUUGAGAUGACUUGACAUGUCUAUGAACCACAGCAAUUUCUGUCAGCCUGUUUACUCUGUAGUAAUGACUGCUGAAAAUCACUAGCCCCCCGUGUUUUAUAGUUGCGAUUUAAUUUCUAAUACACUCCAUACUUUUAGGACACUGAACAUUUCGAGCAGGUUUCCUUAUAUGCUUAAAGCAUAGCCUAUUCAAAGGGAUUUGUUUGCGGUCUCUGCUUUUGCUAUUCUGGUACGUUGUGGAAAACCAAUUUAUAUGCUGUUGUAAUUUGGAUAUUGUUGAUGUGUAUAAUUUGGAUGGUGAUUAGGGUCUCUGAGUAUGCUUCGUCUAAAGAAUGACAAGCUUACGUUUUCAUUUGCACGUGAAACAUUUACCUGAUAAGAAGACACAAAUGAAGUUUUCUGCACAACUCCAGUGAGUCCAGUCAUACUUCUUGUUACAUGCUCAUGUUCUUAGUAUGAGAAAUGCAUUUUGAAUUUAUAAUGGAAUGGACAUUAAGAGGGACUAAUAAUUUGAGUUGCCUUUGUUCUGGAUAUACAGGAUGAAACAUAUCAAUGGACAGCUGAUAAGGCUGGUCUGUCUAGCUAAGAUCUUGUUUCCACAUUAGCAGUGCAGACAACAAGCACAAGGGCUUGAAGUACUGUAGUCAUUGAGGAAAUAUACAAGGUAAAGUUGUUACAUAUUUAAGGCGGCCUAUACUUUUGGACUUUUCUUUCUGUAAUUAGAUUUUAGCCACUUCAUUAUUUUUUAUUUUUUUUGACUAAUUAAAGCAAAACAAUACAACAUGCAGACUUAUUAUUUAGCCAUUCAUUUAAGGACCCAUAUACAGAUGGGAGAACAAUUGGCUACAUGUUGCCUUAGUUGACCCAUUCCAUGAAGGGCUCCCAUCCCAGAGAACUCACAGGGCCCAAGUCCCCCUUCAAGGGAAAUGGAUUGACCAAGCCCCUCCUGAUACAGCAUUUGUUUAGCCAGUUAAGAUGUGUCAUAAUGCGACAAGACAUUAAUAUUGAUGUUCUGGAAGAAUUGCCUUUAGCAUGUACAGAUUUUUAAUUAAGAGUUGUUUUAAUGGUUUGGUCGUCUAUAACAAGGUUUGUUUGCCAUUAUUGUGUGUGUGUGUUCUGAUCAAUCACGUUUUCAAGCAUUGUGUAGGAUAACUACGAUCCUCUGCAUAAGGCAAUCUUCGGAAAUUAAGUUGGCACACUUUACCUCGAACAAAAUACGAUCAUGUCAUUUAUAAUUAAAUCCGAUAGCUAAAGAAGCAGUGUGAACCAAAGCUUAAAUACAGUCUUAUGCAUUUUUAUAGAAUACUGUAGGUUGCUGCAUACAAUACUUAAAUAUAAAUAUUACACACAGGAAAGGAUAAAGAUGCAAUACCUGCUGGAACAAAAUAUAAACUGAUGUGCAUUCAUUGUGUGGCAUUCGGUUUGUGCGCUUUUCCUGAAUGUUUAAUGCAGCUGAUCAGAAUUCACCAUUGUACACGGGCACAAUGCUGUUGUAUUGAAUGACCCCCACACACACACACCUCAUAUUUGCGUGUUCUGUCUUGCCAAGUGUUAGUGUGUAAAGAAAAUAUGCCUUUUACACUUUUUAGAGUUGUAACAAGUUGUUUGCUAGAGAUAUUGCUGCCUAGAAAAUGAAGUAUGUAACAGCGACUUGGGAUCGCUGACUUUCAGUGAAAUUGGUUUAUGCAAAUAAAAUCGUCAUGACUUA